AUGGCUUCCCAAAUCGCUGGGCCAUCCGGUUCGUCGCCGUCGUUCAAGACGUCAACCCUCUCGCCUGUCGUCCUCGACAAUCACUCGUCUGCAAGCAUAGGUAGCAACAUCAGUCUGCAUCCACUACCAAUCCUCAAUAUUUCGGAGCAUCUUGUUCGAACAAGACUGCAAAGCCAGGACGAACAGCUCACCGUCUAUGGUGUUCUGCUCGGGACACAGCAAGGACGAGAUAUCGAAAUCCAGAACUCGUUCGAGAUCCGCUUGGAUCCCCCCACGUUGGCAUCGUCGGCGCCAACCAUAAACCAUGCAUUCCUCAAAUCGCGCCAGGCGCAGUACAAGCAAGUGUUCCCCACGCUCGACCUCCUAGGAUGGUACACGAUUGGCGACGUGCCCACGCCGCAAGACCUCGAGGUCCACAAGCAGCUGCUAGCGUACAAUGAGACUCCCCUCCUCGUUCAGCUUCAUCAGACAGUGUCAUCCUUCGAGAACGCAGAGGCGAACGGGGAGCUGCCGAUCCGGGUGUACGAGUCGGUGGUGGAGCUGGUUCGCGGAGAAACGACCCAGUUCUUCGUCCCGGCUGGGUACAAGAUCGAGACAGGCGAGGCGGAACGGAUUGCGGUGGACCAUGCGAGCAAGGCCGGUGCCGAGUCGGGAGGCGACCAUCAAGGUACCAUGUUGGCAGGGAUGCAAGCGCAGCACAGCGCCAUCAGCAAGCUCAACGAUCGGAUCCGACAGGUCCUCGCCUAUUUGCAAGCUGUCAAAGGUGGUGCCGCAGCUUGGGAUCACCACGCGUUGCGGCAGAUUCAGACCGUCGUCGCCAACUUGCCGCAAACGGCUCUGCCUGAGCUGCAAGAAGAGCUUCUGAGGGUGAGUGUCAGAUGCAUCGAGAUGCAAAAGUAUCGACAAGUAUUUCUCGAUCGAGCCGGAAGUCAGACGAUCGGGCAACGACGUCGAUGCCAUCUCGAUUCAAGGUCAUCGAAGGUCACAUCGCUAACAAGCACUCUUACUGUUCACACCCGUUGGUCGCUCUUCGAAUGUUCAGGAACACAACGAUGUCCUCCUAACCAACUACCUUUCCGUGCUUACGGAAAGUCUCCACACAAUGAACGAGGGUCUGGAUCUUUGGACUUUUCGGUGCCUGACCGCCUUCUGGGAACCCAACGCUUCAACGGCAUCGAAUCGGUCAUGUCUCGGUUGACAGUGCUGACAUCGGCUGCUGAUUCUCCUCAGUGCGAGAGACAGAUCCAAGGAGACAAACACUGUACAAGCUGCGAUCCAAGACAGCGGCGUAGGGCGAGUCAGACGGCGACUCACUUUCGAAUUCGAAUGGGUGUCCACAUGGCGAUGUUCCCGGCGCCAACUGUGGAUCCUCUUGAUCGCUGCACGUAUUCUCCAGAGACAAGCUACCACUGGGGUUGCAGGAUCGUGUUCUUGACACGGGAAGAUGCUGAAGUCGUCUGUGGAAAAAGGGCAAGGCGCAGUGAUGCGCGGAGUCUCAACGAUUUCCAGAUCCGCCCGCUCCGUGGUGAUGGUGAAUUCAUAUUCCACGUGUCUUUUCUGCUGCCGUUUCAAGCUCGUUGGAACUGGGCCUUUUCCGGCAACGCGCAAGAGCGCUGCACCAAGCUGCUGAUGUGCCGUGUUCAGCCCGCUUUGCUCUGCAUCUCUGCAAGUCCGCAUUCAUGUCGGCAACGCUAG
Molecule: messenger RNA, 1695 nt
Organism: Pseudozyma hubeiensis SY62
Lineage: Eukaryota; Fungi; Basidiomycota; Ustilaginomycetes; Ustilaginales; Ustilaginaceae
Exons: 4
Coding region: 1-1695 (564 amino acids)
Biological process (GO): protein deneddylation
Cellular component (GO): COP9 signalosome
Molecular function (GO): protein binding; metallopeptidase activity
Source: RefSeq, a predicted model, not a curated record